This is a messenger RNA of Ambispora gerdemannii, 1158 nucleotides long. The record is from the annotation of a GenBank genome assembly. NCBI's taxonomy places the organism in Eukaryota, Fungi, Glomeromycota, Glomeromycetes, Archaeosporales, Ambisporaceae.
AUGAUACAGACGGGAGACCCGACAGCAACAGGGAAAGGUGGUGAAUCAGUAUAUGGGAUUAUUCAUGGUCCACAUAAACGAUAUUUUCCCGCGGAAAUACACCCGAAACUGAAGCACAAAAAUGUCGGCACAGUUUCAAUGGCUGUUGCGAGUGAUGGGGUUGAAGGUGGUGGUGUUAGUGGGUCUCAGUUCUUUAUCACGACCGGCGAGAAUCUAGAUUAUCUUGAUGGCAAGUAUACCGUGUUCGGAGAAGUGGCUGAAGGAUUUGAUGUACUUGACACAAUAAAUAGUGCCUAUUGUGAUGAAACGGGCAGGCCUUAUAAAGACAUUCGGAUCAAACAUACUUCAGUGCUUGAUGAUCCAUUUCCUGAUCCUGAAGGAUUAGAGAUCCCUGACAAAUCUCCGUUACCCACUAAAGAAAUGCUCGAAACCAUACGUAUCGCAGAAGAUGAAAGCAUCGAGCCAGAACUUCCACCCGAAGAGCUGGAGAAAGAGCAACGAAGAAAAGAGGCAGCUGCUCAAGCGUUGACUUUGGAAAUGAUUGGGGACAUUCCAUUUGCUGAGGUGAAACCUCCGGAAAAUGUGCUCUUUGUAUGUAAACUUAACCCGGUGACACAGGACGAGGAUUUAGAAUUGAUCUUUUCACGAUUUGGAACUAUUAAUACUUGUGAAAUUAUUCGUGAUAAGAAAACUGGUGAUUCCUUGUGUUAUGCUUUUAUCGAAUUUGACAAUCAGGAGGAUUGUGAGACGGCUUAUUUUAAAAUGAACAAUGUUUUAAUUGAUGAUCGACGAAUUAAAGUGGAUUUCUCGCAGUCUGUUGCGAAAAUCCAUAGUGAUUGGCUGCUAUCGAGAAAUCAAAAAAUGGGUGCAGGUGGUGGUUAUGGUGGCUCUGAAACUUUAGAACAGCGUACAAAGUAUCGUGCUGGCGAUACUGCACCCAAAAAUCAUUACAAAAUGGUUUUUGACGAGGAUGAAAGGAAGCAUCAGUCAAAUAGUUGGAGAACAAGACAAAGGUCUCAAGAGUAUUCAGAUAAAGGAUCAUCAUAUCCUCGGAGACGAUCUAGUUCAUUGAGUCCUCGUCGGAAACCUGAUAAAAGUAAUUAUGAUCGUUCUCGAGAUUAUGACAGACGUGGAUAUUCUGAUAGAUAUAGACGCUAA